This is a messenger RNA of Trematosphaeria pertusa, 1221 nucleotides long. RefSeq lists its product as uncharacterized. The transcript has 2 exons. The coding region runs from base 1 to 1221 and encodes 406 amino acids. The record is from RefSeq and is a predicted model, not a curated record. NCBI's taxonomy places the organism in Eukaryota, Fungi, Ascomycota, Dothideomycetes, Pleosporales, Trematosphaeriaceae.
AUGCAUAUCCUCCACCACGUCGCCAAGGCCGGCGGCGUCACGCCGGCGACGCAGGACAAGGUUGCUGAGCGGUUUCCCCAAAUCGCCCGCUAUUACCGCGCCGCACAUGUGGAUUGGGCGCAUCGGUGGCAGAUGUCAGCAAGUUUCUGCGAGGCGAUCCAUUAUACGCUGGAGCUAGCAUCCUCCCACCCGGUCUUCGACGACCUACUCGAUGAAGCGUUCCGCACGCCUCUCACUCCGCAAGGCAAGCCACCACCGUUUGUACCCGGCUCACAGUCGGCCUUGUUUGCUUGGAAGCCCCAAUGGUGGUCUAUACCUAGCGACGAGGAUCUUGCUCUGGAAGCUUAUUUGACCGACCCAAACAUUCAAGACCGGAUGGGCGACGUCGACUGGCUGGAGCCGCUUGCGCCUGUUGCCUGGUAUUUCUCCGCUGCCGCCGUGGCCGUGGACUUCCUGAGCCGUCUCAGACGUGAACAACGCAUGCGGAUUCGAGAGAAAAUCAUCAUUCGAGAAGACAUGCGAGGUGCAGCUCACCCGGAGUGCCAUGCAAGCGGCCUGAUUCCCUGCUGCAUCGAAAACCCCAAGCUCAGGAUCGAGGUGCAUAUGGGGGUGUGGAAUAGUUUGAUGCCGCCUAUUUGGCUAGAGUAUCAAUUCUGGGAUUAUGACGUACCAACAGGUAUUGGCGCGCACCGUUUCCUUAGAUCCUUCGCCGAUUGGAUUGGGGAGAGCCUGUCCCUUUUCAGCUCUGGAAUGCCGGUUGGAGCCCUGCGCUUUAUCCUCGAAGGAAGCGAGAAGGAGACUCUCCAAGUCUGGACCAUGAUCAAACACGCCGCCGGUUUGCAAGAGACUUUAAUCCAAUCAGUCCAGGUCCAACAACAUGGCGAGAUCAGCCUCGGCAUCAUUCGUAACGAGUGGAAUCUGACUUGUGAGAGAGACUCUCUACUCAAGCGCUUCCAAUUACCUUGCGACCUGCCGGUAUCAUUCUGCGAAGCCAUCAAGCAGAUUGUAGCGGGCACCAGCAUCAUUCAGUUCAACGGAGACCCCGGUGGGCUUUGGAACUCCCGAGAGAUGAACAUGACGCGACGAUAUUGGUCACCGCAGGAUUUCUAUAAUGAAUGGAGCUCCCUCAGCGCCACGUCGGUGAGCCUCCCUACCGGUGAUGUAAGAUUCUUCUUUAAGAAGUAUGAGCUGCAAGCUCUUCUUCGCGAACAGAUCUUUUGA